Molecule: messenger RNA, 2606 nt
Organism: Gracilinanus agilis (Agile Gracile Mouse Opossum)
Lineage: Eukaryota; Metazoa; Chordata; Mammalia; Didelphimorphia; Didelphidae
Gene: MMD
Product: monocyte to macrophage differentiation associated
Exons: 7
Coding region: 103-819 (238 amino acids)
Cellular component (GO): membrane
Molecular function (GO): pore-forming activity
Source: RefSeq, a predicted model, not a curated record
GCCCAGCAGCCUGAGCCCAACCCUGGGAGAUGAGGGCCCUGAGCCCGCGGGGCCAGCCACGCUGAGAGCUGAGGUGGAGCCCCUGAGGCGUCCGGAGCAUCCAUGCGGUUCAAGAGCCGAUUCCAGCGGUUCAUGAACCAUCGGGCCCCAGCCAACAGCCGCUAUAAACCUACCUGUUAUGAGCAUGCCGCUAACUGUUACACACAUGCACUCCUCAUUGUUCCUGCUAUCGUGGGCAGUGCCCUCCUCCAUCGACUAUCGGAUGACUGUUGGGAAAAGAUCACAGCAUGGAUUUAUGGAAUGGGCCUAUGUGCCCUCUUCAUAGUUUCCACAGUAUUUCACAUCGUUUCAUGGAAAAAGAGUCACUUAAGGACAAUGGAGCAUUGUUUUCAUAUGUGCGAUAGAAUGGUGAUCUAUUUCUUCAUUGCAGCCUCCUAUGCGCCAUGGUUAAAUCUCCGUGAACUUGGACCCCUGGCAUCUCAUAUGCGUUGGUUUAUCUGGCUCAUGGCAGCUGGAGGAACCAUUUAUGUAUUUCUCUACCAUGAAAAGUAUAAAGUGGUGGAGCUAUUUUUCUAUCUAACAAUGGGAUUUUCUCCUGCAUUGGUGGUAACAUCAAUGAAUAACACCGAUGGGCUACAAGAACUUGCCUGUGGAGGCUUAAUUUAUUGCUUAGGAGUCGUGUUCUUCAAAAGCGAUGGCAUCAUUCCAUUUGCCCAUGCCAUUUGGCACCUUUUUGUGGCUACAGCAGCAGCAGUACAUUACUAUGCCAUUUGGAAAUACCUUUACCGAAGUCCUACAGACUUUAUCCGACACUUAUGAUCAAACCUGUGCUAGGUCUCCAAACCAGUAUUACUUCAGUUGUCGAAUUAGGAAUGGAGGAAAGCAGACCACUGCACAGAAAGGAAAAAAAAAACUGCACUGACUUUGCUAGAUUUUUUUAAAAAUACAAUUACUGUGAACUGAAAUUAUGAUCUAUGUUGGGCGGGUUCCUCCCCUCAGCAAAAAAGAUACUGUAUUAACUGUCUAUUGCAUUCCACCCUCAUGAAAUACUCUGUAUAGAAUGGCCAAUGAAUAUUUGCAAAUGAGAAUUUUGUAUUUUAAUCUUAUCAAUUUUACUGCAUGGAUUUUCUAAAUUAGUAAGUUAAGAUGUAAGAAGUCAGUGCUUAAGUGCAAUAACAAAUUCUUUUUUUUCUUCUUAAAAAAUAAUUUCUACCACUUUAUCCAUUAGCUUUGUGAAGAAUCAUGGAUAGAAUUCCGACUACUUUUUUUGCCAUGUUUCAUUGUGGCAUAAUGUGGUUAUUUUUAAAUGAAAACUUUAGGUUUUUGUAAAUUUUUUAAAGAAUUUCAUUGAGAAGACAUCUAUGCAGUUAUUCAUUCAUCUAGGUUGCAAAUCUUUGCAACCAGCAGUCAACAUUCCAUAUACUGAUAAACAUUAUACCUCUUCUAGCAAUUUUAUUAUGUCAAAUAAUUGCCAAUUUUUUAAAACUACAGAUUCAAAACUUGCCUGCCAACCUAUAUUUAUGAAUUCAAUGCUGCUUCAGACACUUGAUCUAAGGUAGCCUCCUACUAUUGGAAAAAUUCUUUUGACUUGAUUAGUUUUUAUGGAGACUUGACUUUCCCUCUGCCUUUAUCACCAUUACUUCAGGGAUCGAUCCUUUGGAUGAUAAUGGAUUGGGGACUUUUAUAUCAGGUCAGUAUUCAUGGGAUUGGGUUAACCACCAGUUGAAAAUCCUUGAAGAUUAUGAUGAAUUAAAUUGGUCCUUGCCUAAUUGGUGUCCACUGGCUAAGCCAAUGUAGUUUAGCAUUAGUAUUGACUCUUUUCACAUUUGAAAUUUGAGAAUUUGCUUUAAAAUUUGCUUUGUAUGAUUAGAUGCAUCAAUUCAUUCACACUCCUGUCUUUCAAUUCACUUUUCCUUUUUUUCCUAUUAAAAGUUUUUGAACAUUAUGGGUUUGAAAAUCAUGAGCCCAGAACCCAUGUUUCCACCCCUGGGUCAAUGUCACGGUGAUAGCGUGUUUAGCAUGUUAUUGUAUCCUGUCUUAAUCUUCUAUCAAUGUCUUAUAUUAAGAUUGAUACUCUUGUUGUUUCCUUCACUUGGUAUUUCAUGUUGGUAUUUUUAAUAAUGAAACAACCUCUUGCCUUCAGCAUUGAUUCCAGGUAUUGCCUAUUUUCCAUUAAUGGGCCUGAUCAGUGAGAAUUACUUAAUGUUGAUAACCUACUUUAGGCUCACUAAUAUGGUAAAUUUUAAUUUUUUUCUUGGUGUGGGCUUCAAAGGGGAUAAAUUUUGUUGUUGUUUUAAUAAGUUAAAAACUCUGCAUGUUUGUGUGAAUUAUGUGGGAAAGAAUGAGCAGAAAACCUCUAUAGUAUUAGGUGGGAAACAAAACUACAUGAUCUGAAGCAGGCCCCAGUUCAGCAACCACAGACCACUCUUUUGUAUGCAUGAUUCUCACACAUCUGGAUGCCUGAUCUCUUCCUGUGUGUACAUUUGUUUUAAUGUAUUACUAUUUUUGUGGGUUCCUUUACUCUGUUCAAAAGUAGCACUGUCAAAAACCACUAAAACUUAUGGAAAAUCCUGCUGUAGUCUUGAAUAAAACUGUAAUUUGGAUUU